UAUUAAAAAUCUAUCGUUCGUGUAGUGUAUAUUAUAAAUUAGUAAUGACAGUAAAUAUUGAACGCAUCAUAUGCGUGGUAUUGUCAUUUUCGCGUGGCGCACUCGAUUACGAAAGUACCGAUAAAUUUCUCACGUGUACGUUCACUACGUUCGCACGUGUCUGAGCGUGUGAUUGACGACGCCCGCGUGAUUUCGACGAGGCGACUUUUUGUAAAUUCAACGAUGCCCUACAAACGUAAAAAGUAUCACAGAGGUGACACGCAUUUAAAAAAAGGUUGGAGAACGAAACGGAAGACGAAAGACUUGGAUGAGAUCGAUGAGGAUCUCAAGGAAGAGAACGUGAGGCAGCUGUUAAACCAGGAAGUAGAUUUUGACAAACCGGGAGCGGCGCAGUAUUACUGCCCUCAUUGCGCGUAA
This is a messenger RNA of Solenopsis invicta (red fire ant), 417 nucleotides long. RefSeq names its product zinc finger protein 593 homolog. The record is from RefSeq and is a predicted model, not a curated record. Lineage: Eukaryota; Metazoa; Arthropoda; Insecta; Hymenoptera; Formicidae. The transcript is spliced from 2 exons. Bases 223 to 417 code for a protein of 64 amino acids.